AUUUGAUAGUUAUUAAGACUCCAUUAAAAGUUGUUAUAACUUAAACGUUAAUUCCUAAAAUUAUAGCCGAAAGUUAAACGUAGUAACUUUAGAGCAUUAUAGGGUGUAUUAAGUCCUAGACAAUAAUUUUUCGUUUUUAAUACAGAAGAUCCAUUUCCACUGGUCUAAUUUUUUAAAAGAAUGUCACAUCAUGUACUGAAGCCUUGUUAUCUUUUACUUUUUCAAAUGUAGAUACUAUUAGUCUCCUAAGGUAGGCAGGAAUUCUCUCAAUGUUAGUAAUGGAAAAACGAGAGGAAUAUGUUGUCAGUUUCCAAAUUAUCUAAGUCUCUUUUGAAAGAAAGGGUGAAUGUGUUUAACGUAAGUGGAAAUGAUAUUGAGAGAAAUGAAUAGAAAUAACCCAUUUUGAGGAAGCCAUGGCAAAGUCAAUUACAAAACACAGAGUUUGUUCUCGGCAAUCUUCAGUAUCUUCUCUGUUAGCAAGCUGCAGCCUGAGUGGUAGUAAUUCCUCUAAAUCUGAUGGCUCUUUUCAGUAUAAGGAUAAAGUGUAUAGUUCUGCCUCUCAGGCUCUACAGGCCUAUAUUGAUGAUUUUGAUUUAAGCCAAAUGUAUCCUGGUGCAAGCACUGGAAAGAUUAACAUUGAUAGAUGUUCUGCUAAUAUGCCCGAAUUCUCCAACUAUAUUUAUAAACCAAACAAUGCUUUUGAAAAUCUUGAUCCCAAAAAAAGCUUCUCCUCCUUACCGUGUAGAAGAAUGACUGUUAAUGACAUAGACUGCAUUAGCCUAACAACUGAUGAUCUAUUAAAACUUCCAGCAGAUGGGUCAUUUUCUUUAACUUGCAUUGGAUCAAGUCACCGAAAUAGCAAGAAAAACAAGAAAUGCAUUCGAAGACUGAGCUCAUUGGAUACUGAAAAGAAUCAAAAUUUUCAAGAACCUUCCACUCCCAUGUGCAAAGAUAACUUAGUUACUCCUGUUGUACACAUAAAUAAAAAUGGAAAGCAACGUGGUAGGCUAAAAAACCCAAACCUUGUGAAUAAGACUAAUAAGUACGUUUCUGAUCCAUCUUUAUCAUUUUCCAAGAAGUUGUCUUUCAAAGACAGUUCAGAACACAAACUUGAAAAGAAUUACCCAAGAUGGCUCACUAGCCAGAAAUCUGACCUUAAUGUUUCAGGAAUAACUAGUCUACCUGAUUUCACAUACCCAGUCUGGCUCCACCAUCAAGACUUGCUACCUGAUACAAAUAGUCAAAAAAGGAUUUCUGAAAUAUUUAAAGAAGAUCAGUGUUCCCCUAGACAUAGUUACCAGGCACAAAGAACUUCUCGACUUAUGAAUAAAUUAGAUAGUUUUGAAUAUUCUUUUGAACCCUCAAACAUUUCAGACUCCUUGAGUGCUGAUAAAGGAUUAGUUAAUGGAUAUAAAUGUGAUUCUGAACAUAGCCAGUGUCAGUGUGAGAAUCCACUUCUCCCAGGACAAACCAAAAAGCCAUUCAGUGGUGACAAAAUUGAAUUGCUUAUCCUGAAGGCCAAGAGAAAUCUAGAGCAUUGUACUAAAGAGUUACCGAAGUCUACAAAAAAGGAUGAUAGUCCUUGUUCAUUAGAUAAACUUGAAGCAGAAAGAUCAUGGGAAAAUAUUCCUGUUACUUUCAAAUCUCCUGUUCCUGUUAACUCUGAUGAUAGUCCUCAACAAACUUCAAGGGCAAAGUGUGCUAAAGGGUUCCUUGAUGAUUUUUUAAAUAAUGAUAAUCAGAGCUGUACCCUUUCUGGAGGGAAACAUCAUGGUCCUGUUGAAGCCCUGAAACAAAUGUUAUUUAAUCUUCAAGCAGUACAAGAAAGUUUUAAUCAGAAUAAAACAGCAGAACUGGAAGAGGAGAUUAAGCAAGUUUCGGAAGAUAAUUUCUCUAAAUUACAGUUGAAAGAAAGUAUGCUUCCUAUUACUAGGUCACUUCAAAAGGCUUUGCACCAUUUAUCUCGCCUGAGAGACCUGGUUGAUGAUACCAGUGGGAAACAGUCACCGAAAAUGUGAAGAGGAAAAUAAAAAGGUUCAACAAAUAGUCAUCACAGAACAAAGAUGUAUUUUUUUUUCCUGUUGCUUAAACUGACAAAGAAAAUUAUAAGCCAUGCAUUAUUCUGUGAUUGGUUCAAGUAUUAUAUAUUCUUUAAAAAACAAACUUGAAAAUAUGCGUAGGUUUUGUGACAUAUCCUCAUUUUAUGCCAAAAUACCAGAAUGUGAACUGAGAGGAACCACACUGUGUCCUACAGUCUGACUUUGGUCUUCAGGCCAGCAAAUGUCCAAUAUUCAAAGAUGGAUGAUGUCUGUUAUUGAAGCUUAUGUGGACUUAAUCUUCUUGAGCAUCCUCAUCAUUUUAUCUUCUGGUUCUGGGUUAUUAGGAAACUCUUCCUGGUUUCUAUCCAAAAUCUCUUAAGUAGACUUUUUGAUACAAGUAGCAUCUACUUUUAAGUUGGCUAAAGGAAUAUCAAAAUUGUUAUGGUGUAACUUCUCAUAUAUGUUACCUUUAAUUUUUAUAAAUAUUUUAAGGUAUGUGGUAUAUGCAAAGAACAGUUUAAUAAUGGGAUGAUACAGUGCUAAAAGGAAUGUUUCAUGUUGUGAAAUCCAAAAGAAAAACUCAUUUAACUAAUGC
Lutra lutra (Eurasian river otter) is the source of this 2634-nucleotide messenger RNA. RefSeq names its product chromosome 12 C18orf54 homolog (gene C12H18orf54). The transcript has 8 exons. Gene Ontology annotation, molecular function: nucleic acid binding. Lineage: Eukaryota; Metazoa; Chordata; Mammalia; Carnivora; Mustelidae. The record is from RefSeq and is a predicted model, not a curated record. The coding region runs from base 414 to 2018 and encodes 534 amino acids.